AUGAGCGCCGAAGAAGAGCAAUUCGAGGACAGCACCAUGGGUGGCCCCGGAGCCCCCACUCCCGUGUCUGCGCUUGAGGGAGUCAACGGAUUGACUGCACGCGACAUCAAGUUAAUUGUCGAGGGCGGCUUCAACACCGUAGAGUCUAUUGCGUAUACACCACGGCGAGCGCUCGAACAAAUAAAGGGCAUCUCGGAACAAAAGGCUUCAAAGUUGCUUGCAGAGGCAUCCAAACUCGUCCCUAUGGGCUUCACCACGGCUACCGAGAUGCACUCCCGCCGCAGCGAAUUGAUCUCCAUCACGACCGGCUCAAAACAACUGGACACACUUCUGGCAGGAGGUAUCGAAACAGGCUCCAUAACGGAGAUAUUCGGAGAGUUUCGAACGGGAAAGAGCCAGAUCUGCCAUACCCUAGCCGUUACCUGCCAGCUGCCGUUCGACAUGGGAGGUGGUGAGGGCAAAUGCUUGUACAUCGACACAGAGGGUACCUUCCGUCCAGUCCGAUGCUUGGCCGUCGCAAAUCGAUUCGGACUCUCAGGCGAAGAAGUUCUGGACAAUGUCGCUUAUGCGCGCGCAUACAACUCGGAUCAUCAGUUGGAGCUGCUCAACCAGGCCGCACAGAUGAUGACGGAAACACGAUUCUCGCUGCUCGUUGUCGAUUCCGCUACCGCGCUAUACCGUACAGAUUUCGCUGGACGUGGAGAGCUUUCUGCCAGGCAAACGCAUUUGGCCAAGUUUAUGCGCACGCUACAACGGCUCGCGGACGAGUUUGGCAUCGCCGUUGUAAUUACGAACCAAGUCGUCGCGCAAGUGGACGGUGGACCAAGUGCCAUGUUCAACCCAGAUCCCAAGAAGCCUAUUGGAGGUAACAUUAUUGCGCACGCAAGUACGACUCGUCUCAGUCUGAGAAAGGGCAGGGGAGAGACGCGUGUGUGCAAGAUCUACGACAGUCCGUGUCUGCCAGAGAGCGAUUGCUUGUUUGCAAUCAAUGAAGACGGUAUUGGUGACCCCAAAGAGAAGGACCUGGAGGAGAGGAACAACAGGUGA
Alternaria incomplexa is the source of this 1047-nucleotide messenger RNA. RefSeq names its product RecA recombinase Rhp51 (gene RHP51). Bases 1 to 1047 code for a protein of 348 amino acids. Gene Ontology annotation, molecular function: ATP hydrolysis activity; ATP binding; single-stranded DNA binding. The transcript is spliced from 4 exons. Gene Ontology annotation, biological process: mitotic recombination-dependent replication fork processing; mitotic recombination; double-strand break repair via homologous recombination. Gene Ontology annotation, cellular component: condensed nuclear chromosome. The record is from RefSeq and is a predicted model, not a curated record. NCBI's taxonomy places the organism in Eukaryota, Fungi, Ascomycota, Dothideomycetes, Pleosporales, Pleosporaceae.